GGAGCUAACGGUUCUUCUUACUAUUAUCAUUAUUUUUGAUUAACUUUCACGCAGGACCAAAACAAUAAUCACUAACCGUAAUAAAUCUAUUAUCCUCAUGCAAAGCACCCUAAAUAACUCCAGAGACAUACAAUAAUCAAUGAUUUUGUUAAACAAGUAUAACAAAACAAUUUGUAGACACAAAACAUUCGCUGCCAAAUAGCUGUCAUUAAUCAAGCAAUUCGUUAUCGUAAAAGAAAAUGGAAAGAAAAUCUUUAUACGAUUACGUACUAGAGAAUUUAACGAGUGCUGGUAGAACCACAUUCAUUCAAAGAAUAAUUAUAAUUGGAGGCCAUAAUUUCGCAUGCACUAAAGACCAAUGGGGCAUUGAAGAAUCGUUUCGCACUUUGGUUGAGGAUGUUAACGACACAAAUCCUUUGGAAAAACUUACUGGCCUCUUAAUUUACUAUCCACAAUACUUCUGUCACUUGCUGGAAGGAUGCGAAGAUGCCAUCAACACAUAUCUUCGAACUUCCUUUCAAAAAUAUGGCAGUCAACUGGGAAGUAUAAAAUAUAUUGCAACUUCUCAUCAUGUAUACGCAAGAGCUUCGGAAACAUGGAGUGCCAUCACGGGGAAUCCCCGUGUACUUUCUCACAAGAUAGCCAAAACCAGCAAUAUAAAAGCAACGUUUGGUCACUGUCGAUUAUGCGCUCAAAGGAUUUUGAAAUUGUGCAACCUGAUGAAGACUGAACAAGAGCUGCUGGACGAAGAACCUUUGUCAGCAUUAACUUUUCCAAAUUAUGCUUCUACUGAUUCGUCGUUGCAUGUAACUACAACGAUUUCGUUAUUGUCUGGUGCUAGCGGAACUCUUUCUUCAAUACAUCAGAAACGUGAAAAGUGGAGAAUUCUCCUUCCAGAAUUCGGAUUGUUGAAAUUCCUUAUCAAAUCGCCUCAGAUACCGGACGUAAGGAUGACUUUGGAGUCGUAUUGGAAAACUAGAAGCGUUUUUAGCACAGUUCAAGACGAAACCUGGCCUAUAGGUGACGUGUUUCCCGAUCAUCUUCUUGAGAAACCCGUCAAUCUUGACUUAAAGUUACCGAAAGAACAAUUAACUGAUUAGAAUACUGCAAUUAAUUACGAAGUUUAAUUAUUUACCUAUUACUAUAGUUGUGUAUGUCGAAACGAUGUUUAUAACUACUUAAUAUAGCAUAUGCAUAUGUAUUAUAUACAUUUUACUAUACUUAUUGUAUUUUAAGACUACUAUCUACAUUAUAACAUACAUCUUAUAUAUAUAUGUACCUAAAAAUAGUAUUACAGAAAAAAAAAC
Agrilus planipennis (emerald ash borer) is the source of this 1307-nucleotide messenger RNA. RefSeq lists its product as uncharacterized. NCBI's taxonomy places the organism in Eukaryota, Metazoa, Arthropoda, Insecta, Coleoptera, Buprestidae. Bases 240 to 1100 code for a protein of 286 amino acids. The record is from RefSeq and is a predicted model, not a curated record. Gene Ontology annotation, molecular function: blue light photoreceptor activity; FAD binding. The transcript has a single exon.